Messenger RNA from Brassicogethes aeneus, 1667 nucleotides. The record is from the annotation of a GenBank genome assembly. NCBI's taxonomy places the organism in Eukaryota, Metazoa, Arthropoda, Insecta, Coleoptera, Nitidulidae.
CAUAACCUAAAAUGUCAACAUUGUUUUGCACAAACUUUGAUUUUGCGUUAAUUUUAAGUUUAAAGCUUAGUAUAUUGGUAGAAUGUCGACAGUAUUCGGAAAAGUUGUUAAAUUAAUACUCUUGGAAAGAUUUGGGCCUGUUGUUGAGCAAGUGGGGUCCUAUUUAUUUCAAUAUGGAACAAAUCCCUUACUUUAUAUUAUGAAAUAUACUGAAUUACCAUUAUCCAAGAUAAAAGAAUCGCUUUGUAUUUUAAUAAAAUAUAACUUGGUCACAUUCGUAACCAACAAAAAUGAAAAUCUAGCAAAUUAUACUUUAAAACCUGAUAGGAUUUUACUUAUGCUCCGAUAUCCAAAAUAUAACAAUCUUAUUAAGAAAAAAUUUGGUGAUGAAUCUGAAAUGAUCAUAGAAGAAGUAUUGCAAAGAGGUUACUGGACUGCUUCCGAACUUAUAUUAAAAGUAAUAGAAAGAUUAAAAAAAAAUGAACAAGCCACGUCAGUGAGUUUAGUGAAGGAUAAAUUUAAAUCAUUAGUUGUAGCUAAAUAUUUAGUUAGAAUGCCAUACCCUAAAGAUGACAAACCUGUCCCUGAUCUUCAAAUACAGGAUAACGAGUUAUACAUAUUUCCUGAUAUUGAUAACAAAAUUUUGGCACAAAUAAACGCGGGAGCUGAAUCGAUGGAUAAAAUACCUGACAAAGGUAUUUAUUGGACUAUAAAUUUUGAUAGGUUUCAUCAAGAUAUGAGGGAUAAAAUUAUUGUAACUGCUUUUACAAAAAAGAUUGAUGAUAAUGCUGGAAAGUUUGUUGAAUUAUUGUUAAGGCAAAUGUACAUUAGGACUAUGCCCUGGGCAGAUUCCUCAAAUCCUGUGCCGAUAUUGGAAAUCAAGGAUAUUAUUCGGAAACAAGAAACACACAAGCAACUAUUGGCGUUUUUUGAUCAGUAUGUUAAUGUGAUAGAACAAGAUAAUAGUAAUCUAAUUAGGAAAGCUGGUGAAGCUAGUGGAGGUUCAUUUCAAAUAUUUAUGAAGGAGGCUUUUAUACAAUUUGCAUGGGAAACCAUAGAACAAAUUGUUUUAGAAAAAUAUGAUUCUAAGGCUGCAAGAAUUUUUAGAUUAGUUAAAUCAAAAAAACAUAUUGAACCUGAUCAAAUCCAAAAGUUAGCCAUGAUACCUGCCAAAGAGGCUAAAAGACUUUCUUAUUUACUUUUAGAGGAAAAUUUUCUACAGAUUCAAGAACUGAAAAAAUCCAACACCAACAAUGGGCCAAAUAAAACUUUUACUUUAUUCCACAUAAAUUUGGAGCAAGUGGUUAGAAUGACUUUAGAGCAUUGUUAUAAAACUUUGUUUAACAUUAUGACAAGGAAAAAUCACGAAAAGGAAAUAAAUAAACGAAUUAUAGUGAAAAAACAAAGAGUGGACACUAUUGCAAUGGAUAUGAGGGAAAAGGGAGCCGAGGAGGGACAAAUUUCAGAUAUUGAAGAAAUGAUCACCCCUCCAGAACGAGAAAUUUUAGAAAGAAUAGACAUAACAUUAAAGAAACUAAACACUGUAGAAUUGGAAGUGGAUGAAACUAUUUUUUUGUUACAAAUUUAUUUAAUGUAUCAGUAAAAUAAUUAUUCCAUAAAAGGCAUUUUUCUUGUAAGAAAAUACUAUAUAGUGGACCUGACUUUAU